GUGCCAACAUUCAUUGUAAAACAAUCACGUGUUAAUUGUUGGUAUUCUUUUGGUGCGCUCCACUAUGCAGCGAGUAAAGAAGCCCGCCGGAAAUUAUACCGAAUGUUUAGUUCCGCUUCGCUGAAUAGGAAGUUGAGGAGAAUUUUGUGAGGCGAGCGGAGUGAGCUCGAGGGGAAACUAUGGCGCUGCCUGGUGUAAACAAGGAUAAUAUCCGAGCUGGAUGUAAAAAGUGUGGAUAUCCUGGCCAUCUUACGUUUGAGUGUAGAAACUUCCUUAGAGUGGACCCACAGCGAGAUAUCGUGUUAGAUGUGAGCAGCACAAGCAGUGAGGACUCUGAGGAGGAGGACGAGAUCCCAGCUAAACCACAACUUUCUGCAGAUAAAAAAAAGGAGGUAGAUGUGAAUAAGAAGAAGCUGAAGAAAAAGAAGGAGAAAACUAAAUCCAAGAAGCCAAAGAAAAGAUCCUAUUCAUCAAGUGAUUCAGAAGAUGGCCCCAAAGCAAAGAAGAGUAAAAGUCAUAAGAAAGAGAAAAAGCCUAAAAAAGAAAAACAUCACAAAAAAGGCAAAAAAAAAGGGAAACCUGAGCGCCAUUCCUCAUCUUCUUCAAGCGGUUCAGAUUCCUCCAGCAGUGACUGACUCAUGGUUGUGCUGUGUAGCCAGAACAUUGUGUACAAUGAGCCUCUGGGUUCCGUCAUUAUGGUAAAUAGCCAGGACUGUUACAGAGACCAAAUCACUACUGGAGCAAAGCAUGGAUAACUAAUUCUAUACAAACAGGCUUGCGUAUGAAAUAUUAUGAGCCGUGUGCAUUGCACACUGUUUAUUUUGAGUUACAAGCAAUGAAAAAAAAAUAAAACUUUAGGCUGCUGAUUGGGUCACAUUAUAUUGACACAAUCAAACAUGUCUAAUAAGGGGUUGAUGAUGUGCAUAAUAUAACAAUCUUUUUUAAUGAAUAAGUCUGAUUAGACUAAUUUUGUAUUUUGUAUGUGCUACAAAGGAAUAAAGAAAUGGGUCAUUUUUA
Messenger RNA from Rana temporaria (common frog), 1017 nucleotides. It is a transcript of the gene SREK1IP1, whose product is annotated as SREK1 interacting protein 1. Bases 180 to 635 code for a protein of 151 amino acids. Lineage: Eukaryota; Metazoa; Chordata; Amphibia; Anura; Ranidae. Gene Ontology annotation, molecular function: zinc ion binding; nucleic acid binding. The record is from RefSeq and is a predicted model, not a curated record. The transcript has 5 exons.